CCAUCUCUCGUUCAAAGACCGGAGCGUCGCGUUUGAAAUUACCGAUCGUUUUCUGGCAUACCGCGAAUCAAGCAAUAUAUAUUUAAAUAUACAUAUAGUGUGUGCACGGGAAAUUUAUAGCAAGAAGGCGCUUGAUCGAACCGGAGUACCUGGAUUUGUGGCUCAAGGACUUGCCGCACACGUAUACAAGCACACAAACAACAACGCAUAAAUAAAAAGGGAAAAAUGAGUGGUCUUAGAAAAUUUCAGGACAACGAGGCCUGGCGUCAGAAACUACGCGCCUAUCUCUUAAACGAUUGCCAACCUAAGAAGCCUGCAAAAAUGGAGGAGUCUAAAGAAAUGCGCUACAGCCUGAAUAUCGACGAGGAUAUCCGCAAUAGGGCUAAGAAAGUAGGUCCGCCGGCUGCCACCAGCCAAACCACCAUUAAUAUCAACGAGGAUACUAUUUACGAAGGCGCUAUGGGACAAUUUACGGAUCGGGAUGACAGCUUUGAUGCCUUCGAACGCAUGUGCGAUAAGACUGGAUCCGAUCCAGAUAGCACCUUGUUCCAAUACCUACACAGUGAGGAUAAAAGCCAGGUUGUUGCAAUGGCCAAGGAUCGCAGCGUCUCCCGGAACCUUAACGCCGAUGAUCAGAAGGAGAUUGAUGCUCUGCGUCGUAUGCUCGAAGCAGUGGGCACCGAGGAUCUACUGGAUAACGAGAGUCCGGUCAAGGGCGUGGAAUGCACUCAGAUAGAGGAUGUGGAGGCACCUUCGCGAUUCUGGGAUAACGAUAAUACCCUGGCUGGGCUUGACGAGUCCAGCAUGGAGCCCAAGCCCAAGGUCUCGCCUGUGAAGAUGGUGGGCCUGAUGCGCCCCUCGACUAUUAUCGAGGAUAACGAACUCGACUCUGAUAUCUCAUCGCAGGUUAGCUUCCAGAGCGCUCGCACUUUAAAAACGAACGCAUCCAGUUGCUACGAAACAGCCACAGAUAAUUCUUUAAGCGGAACUCUUCUAAGCGUCGACGACUUGUUUUAUGCUGCAAUUGCAAAGGCUAAACCACCAGGAAUGUCGAAGGGUGAAGAGAAGGAGCUCCUGAGCGAUCUUCACGGUAGCCUUAAGGAGCUAACAUCUGCAUCAAAGGGACAUAAUGAGCCAGUUGAGGAGGAGCAGGAAUCCGAGUAUGCCGAAAACACAAUAAUUGAGCUGUCUUCUUCUGACAAUGAAGAUGUUCAGCUUAUUCCUGAACUUAAACAGGAAAAUAUCUCUCGCCUUGACGAUAAGUCGGUUACUGAAAAACAAACUCUAGAUGUUACUCCAGAGGCCGAUGUAUUGACAGUCGAAGAUGAGCCGGAGGACAAGGAGAACGAUGAAAAUCGUUCCAUGCAUUUUAAUGAUACUAUGGAGGAAAUGCAGUAUAUGAUGCAAAAGGGCAUGGAGUACAUGACUGGAGCGGCGGCUCCUGCUACCGCUCCGUCCCUUGCCGCUGCCAAGCCCAAAACUCCGGUGUUGGCCAAGUCAGACACGUUUGUGAUGUCACCCAAGCCGAUUCGCAAGACUCCGAAGUCUGAGUUUUUGGAACCAUCGUUGCCGCUUCGUCCUAGUAACAAGCCGCAAACCCUUAGAUCAUCACCGUGCAAGGCUAAGCAGCCUCUUAAGCAUGAUCUUAACAUGGAGUGGACUAGAAAGAAGUUCUUCGGUGCGUCCUCGGGAAUUCCGCAACGUCGCCAGCAGCAGAUAAAGCAGCCGGCUUAUGCAAAUAUCGUCAGUCCCAUUCGCACGUACACCCAGAAGUCUGGCACUGCGCCCCUCAUGGCUCUUUUUAGGCAGACCAGCGCCGAUGUGUUUAGUACCUUGGCCAUUACUGAGCUGGAGCAGGAGUCCCGCCUGUGUCAACCAAAGCCUAACUUUGGCAAGGGAGCUGGUUCUGCUGAAAUAAGUGGAUGUUUACUCGAAGGCAUUGAUUCCACGGCUCAAUUGCUGCCUAAAAAAGCAUACAUAUCAUCUGAAAUCAAACACGUGGUGGACGAGCGCACUCCAUUACCUAUGCCCAGUGUGCCACGCAUCCAGAAGUAUCUCAACUCGGCCGUGGAACCUACCGUCCUCCGUCACGAUGGAAAAAUGAAAAUGCCGAGCGAUGCGCCACCAAAAACCUCCACAUCCUCGCACAUUCCACGCCGCGCUAACCAUAGCCUGGCCGAUCUAUCACUAGCCUCUGGCGAUGUCUCCUUGUAUACGAUUCGGGAUGCCCAAAAGUUUUAAGAUUAUAAAGAAAAACGUCCAUGUUUUAGGGGUUAAACUUGCUACAAGAAUAUAUGUAUUGAAUAACUAGUCCUAGUAAA
Molecule: messenger RNA, 2321 nt
Organism: Drosophila bipectinata
Lineage: Eukaryota; Metazoa; Arthropoda; Insecta; Diptera; Drosophilidae
Gene: sip2
Product: septin interacting protein 2
Source: RefSeq, a predicted model, not a curated record